Molecule: messenger RNA, 687 nt
Organism: Lycium ferocissimum
Lineage: Eukaryota; Viridiplantae; Streptophyta; Magnoliopsida; Solanales; Solanaceae
Exons: 1
Coding region: 1-687 (228 amino acids)
Source: RefSeq, a predicted model, not a curated record
AUGCAAACAGGAUCCAAGGAUGGAGAAGUAAAACUAUUCAGGAUUCUACCAAAGAGGAAUCUUUGCAAACAAAACAACUUCCCAAUGAUGAAAACACUCGUUUGGAAUUUCAGAGCUGUCAAUACUCAUAAGGCUUUUCACAAAGUUCAGAUGUUGCAUAAACACCGUAAGUUUGUCCUGAUAUCUUUGUUAGAGCCUUUCCAACAAUCCAGACAUAUAGACAGAUAUAAGAGAAGAUUAGGUAUGAACCUGGCUAAUCACAACUGCAAUGGAAAGAUUUGGUUUUUUGUUACUGAUGGUAUUGAAGUGGAUGUUCUAAUGGACACUGAUCAACAAGUGACUAUUAAGAUGUUGUUUCAGGAUAGUGGCAAGUGUAUGAUUUUAAAUAUAGUAUAUGCAAAGUGUGAUGCCGGUGAAAGAAUGGUGAUGUGGGAUAAUACUUAUCAAUUGGCAAGCUUUAUGGACUUGCCUUGGAUGGUAGGGGGAGAUUUUAAUGUCAUUAUGCAUGAGGAAGAAAAGAUAGGAGGUUUACUAGUAUAUCCAGCAGAAUAUGAAGAUUUUGCCUUUUGCAUGAACUCUUGUGAAUUAUCAGAGGUAGAGUUUAAAGGCAGUCCUUUUACUUGGUGGAAUGGAAGGGCUGGUCAUGAUUGCAUUUUCAAGAGAUUGGAUAGGAUUCUGGUCAAUUAG